Epinephelus fuscoguttatus (brown-marbled grouper) is the source of this 3778-nucleotide messenger RNA. Its product is annotated as carnitine O-palmitoyltransferase 1, liver isoform-like. Gene Ontology annotation, molecular function: carnitine O-palmitoyltransferase activity. Gene Ontology annotation, cellular component: mitochondrion. Lineage: Eukaryota; Metazoa; Chordata; Actinopteri; Perciformes; Serranidae. The record is from RefSeq and is a predicted model, not a curated record. Gene Ontology annotation, biological process: carnitine metabolic process; fatty acid metabolic process. The transcript is spliced from 19 exons. Bases 191 to 2545 code for a protein of 784 amino acids.
GAAGGCAGCAUCAGCUGUAACGUUUGUACAGUUGCUGCUGGAGGAGAGGGCCGAGACCACAGCAGGACACAGUUCAGACACAGCCAUCACAGUAAGUCAGCGGGCUCUUGGUCGUCGUCAGAAGUUAACCGUCGUUUUCCUGCAACUCUGGACCCUCGACAUUGCGUAAACAACAACAACAACAGUCACCAUGGCAGAAGCCCACCAGGCGGUGGCCUUCCAGUUCACCGUCACCCCAGAGGGCAUUGACGUGCGGUUGUCCCACCAGGCCCUCACUGAGAUCUACCACUCUGGUAUACGCUCUUGGAAGAAACGCAUCAUCGGACUCAAGAACAGUGUGUUAACAGGGGUUUAUCCUGCCAGUCCUUCCUCCUGGCUAUUUGUGGUCAUAGCAAUCCUGGCUACUAUGUACACACGCUCCGACCCCUCCAUGGGACUCAUAGCCAAGAUACAGGAGCACCUGCCAGUCAGCCAGUCUAUGAGUACCCAGUGCCAGGCCUUAGUGUCAGCAGUGCUCUUCAGCACCAUGCUAUGGCUCUUGCUCAUCUUCACCAUGCGCCUGUGCCUCAAGCAGCUUCUCUCCUACCACCGCUGGAUGUUCGAGAAGCACGGCAAGAUGUCCCACACCACCAAAGUCUGGGUGGCGCUGGUGCGGAUCUUCUCUGGCAGGAAGCCUCUGCUCUACAGCUACCAGGGCUCAUUGCCAAACCUGCCUGUGCCUGCCAUCAAGGACACGGUCAAGAGGCACUUGGAGUCAGUGCGUCCGCUGAUGGACGAUACAGAGUAUGAACGCAUGACCAAGCUGGCGGCAGAUUUCGAGGGCGGCGUCGGCAACCGCCUGCAGUGGUACCUCAAGCUCAAAGCUCUCUGGGCCACCAACUACGUUAGUGACUGGUGGGAAGAAUAUGUCUAUCUACGUGGACGGAGCCCAAUUAUGGUCAACAGUAACUAUUAUGGCAUGGACUUCAUGUAUGUGACACCCACACCCAUCCAGGCGGCCAGGGCGGGCAACAGCCUUUACGCGUUCUUCCAGUACCGCCGCAAACUCAACAAAGAAGAGCUUCAACCUACCCGUAUACCAGGCACUGUCAUUCCUCUGUGUUCAGCUCAGUGUGAGAGGCUAUUCAACACCACACGCAUUCCUGGAGAGGAGACCGACACUGUGCAACACUGGCAGGACAGUGACUACAUAGCAGUGUACCACAGGGGUCGCUAUUUCCGCCUUAAGAUGUACCACGGAGGCAGACUCCUGUCGCCCAGGGAGAUUGAAUUCCAGAUUCAGAGGAUCCUUGACGACCCUUCAACUCCAUGCAAAGGAGAGGCCAAACUGGCAGCUCUGACUGCUGGAGACAGAAUUCCAUGGGCUAAAGCCAGGACAAAGUAUUUCAGCAGUGGAGUCAAUAAGCGCUCUCUGGACUGCAUUGAGAAAGCCACCUUCUUUGUGACCCUGGAUGAUGAGGAGCACUGCGUGAUGGGAGAAGACCCAGCAGCUAGUUUAGACCGCUACGCCAAAUCCUUAUUGCAUGGGAAAUGUUAUGACAGGUGGUAUGACAAGUCCUUCACGCUAAUUUACUACAAGAAUGGGAAGUCAGGCUUCAAUGCAGAGCACUCGUGGGGCGAUGCGCCCGUGAUAUCGCACUUAUGGCAGGUUCAAUUGUCCAAUGACUGUUUCCAGCUGGGUUACAAUGCCGAGGGGCACUGCAAAGGAGAUGUGGAUUCAUCACUACCAAAACCACAGAAGCUGAACUGGGAAAUUCCUCCAGAGUGUGAGGAGCAGAUCUCCCAGUCCCUGGCAGUGGCCCAGGCCCUGGCCGACGACGUGGACUUGCACGUUUUCCGCUUCGAAGACUUUGGCAAAGGAAAGGUCAAGAAAUGUCGCGUCAGUCCAGAUGCCUUCAUUCAGAUGGCUCUUCAGUUAGCCUACUACAGGGAUCAGGGGAGAUUCUGUUUGACGUACGAAGCCUCUAUGACCCGUCUGUUCAAGGAGGGCAGAACCGAGACAGUUCGCUCUUGUACCAGUGAGAGCAGCGCUAUGGUCCGAGCCCUGGAUGGUGGAGAGGCAGCAGAUGUGUGCAGGCGUUUGUUCCACGAAGCUGCAGAAAAGCACCAGUAUUUAUACCGCAUGGCUAUGACUGGAGCUGGCAUCGACAGACACCUCUUCUGCCUCUAUGUGGUGUCCAAAUACCUUGGAGUGGAGUCUCCUUUCUUGCAAGAGGUGCUGUCCGAGCCCUGGCGGCUGUCCACCAGUCAGUCUCCAAUACACGUGGAGAUGUUUGAUUUAGUCAACUACCCAGAUUACGUGUCCUGUGGAGGGGGCUUUGGACCGGUGGCUGACGACGGUUAUGGGGUGUCCUACUCCAUUGUGGGAGAAGACAUAUUAAACUUCCACAUCUCGUGCAAGCGCUCGUGUCCAGACACUGAUGCCCACAGGUUCGGUGCUGCGAUCAGAAAAGCUCUGCAUGACCUGAUACAGCUGCUGAUGCCCAACCAAACAGAGCCCAGCAGGAGACAGGAGAAGCGGCCGGAGGUCAAGAAAAACCUGUAGGCGAUUACUCAGGAGAAAAGGAUGCUGAAGGGAAGGUGUGCGAACAGAAAUGUUCCACUGUGAAGUGAGAAAAAGACAAAGGGUUUUUUUUCCUCGUGCAUUGGGAGAAUUUUAUAGCCAGCCAGAUGAUAUUCAAGGGACAGCUUCAAAAGGAAACUGAUAAAAUGAUGUCUUUACAGAUAUGCAUCUGUAUCUGUGUGUGUGUAUAAGCUGUGUGAUAAGUGUGUGAGAAGGAAAAGGGUCCAUAGAAUGACAAAUCAAGAAGUAAGAUUUAUUUGUUCAGUUUUGUCCAACACUGGGGAAAAAAUGUUAUUAUUGUGACAUGUUUUGAUUAUUUUAAAAAGGCCAAUAUGAAUUGCACCACUGAAAGUUAGGGUAGAGACUCCUAACACUUCACAUAUUCAAGUGCAGUAUGUUUUGACACUAUUAAGCGUGCCACACUUUUUGUGCCACUAAUUAUCUGUUGAAUUUGUUGGGAAAGCGUAUUUGGAAGAGGCUGAUGCAUAUUGAGUUCCAGAGCAUUGGCACAGGAGAGAAAACGUGCAGGGCUGUUGAGGUGAUUUCAGUUUCUAGCAUCUGAAUGCAACAUUGCUGUAACAGUGAUACCGCGCAUUUCAAAAUCUCGGAAGUCUGCGACUUCUCAGUGUUUACUCAUCCUGUGUAAAUCUGCUUUCUACAAAAACACAUGAUUGUAAUGCUGUGCUGAGAGUGCCAGGCUGUUUAUACAUGUAGUGAAAUGACAUGGCUCUGUUAUAUUUAUAUGGUGCCAGCUCACCCGGGAUAUGACUUAAAUUUUAUGUUUAAUAACAUAACAAUAACAAUGUAACAUCUGUCAGUUUUUCUCUCAGUGGUCACUCGCAUUUCAAUUUUACCAAGUCAAAAAGUGUACUGUAAUGAACUCCAGUUAUUUCACUGCCAUCUAUAAAUCUGUUUUGUAUUUAUUUUUAUCACCGUAUUAUUGAAACAGCACCAUAACAAUGCAAGCUAUAUUAUAAACAUCAUGUGCAGGUAGUUAGGCUUGAGCAGUGCUGCAGGUCAGAUGUGGAUUACAUGUGGAGUGAAGCCAUCUGAUUCAAAGGACGCUGUGUACAAGUGACGCAGAUUCCUGUUUAUUUUCAUUGAUUAUCGCCUCUUUUUUUGUUUUCAGUUGAGCUUGUCUCGUAUUACUAUUGUCAGCUUUUUUAAUGCGAUAUAACGGGGGAACAUAAAGUCAUUCGUAAAGAAAAAUAGCCA